Molecule: messenger RNA, 1332 nt
Organism: Chinchilla lanigera (long-tailed chinchilla)
Lineage: Eukaryota; Metazoa; Chordata; Mammalia; Rodentia; Chinchillidae
Gene: Gpbar1
Product: G protein-coupled bile acid receptor 1
Exons: 2
Coding region: 204-1196 (330 amino acids)
Biological process (GO): G protein-coupled receptor signaling pathway
Cellular component (GO): membrane
Molecular function (GO): G protein-coupled bile acid receptor activity
Source: RefSeq, a predicted model, not a curated record
CCCAGGCUGGGACAGAGCUGGGCAGGCAAGCCGGGGCCCUGCUGUCCUGUUGAGGCACUCACUGGCUGGGACACCAGACAUGAUCUGAAGCCCUACAAGGCUGGAGGCUGCAAUCCCGACACUCAGGGUGGCGAGGGACACCUGUCUACCACAGCCAUGCAUGCCAGCUGCCACUCCCAUGCUCUCCCAUCCCAAGGCCCACGAUGACACCCAACAGCACCGGGGAAGCGCCUGGCCCCAUGCCCACAGGGGCCCUGGGGCUCUCCCUGGCCCUGGCCAGCCUCAUUGUCGCCGCCAACCUGGUCCUGGGCCUGGGCAUCGCCUGGGACCGCCACCUGCGCAGCCCACCUGCUGGCUGCUUCUUCCUGAGCCUGCUGCUGGCUGGACUGCUCACAGGGCUGGCACUGCCCAUGCUGCCAGGGCUGUGGAGCCAGAAACGCAGGGGCUACUGGUCCUGCCUCCUCCUCUACUUGACCCCCAACUUCACCUUCCUCUCUCUGCUCGCCAACCUGCUGCUGGUGCACGGGGAGCGCUACGUGGCAGUGCUGUGGCCGCUGCGGCCCCGCGGGAGCAUGUGGCUGGCCCUGCUCCUCACCUGGGCGGCCCCCCUGCUCUUUGCCAGCCUGCCUGCACUAGGUUGGAACUGCUGGAGCCCUGGUGCCAACUGCAGCUCCCAGACUGUCUUCCCGGCCCCCUAUCUCUACCUCGAAGUCUACGGGCUCCUGCUGCCUGCCGUGGGAGCUGCUGCCCUACUCUCCAUCCGAGUGCUAGCCACUGCCCACCGCCAGCUGCAAGACAUCCGCCGGCUCGAGCGGGCAGUGUGCCGCGACACGCCCUCCGCUCUGGCCCGGACCCUCACUUGGAGGCAGGCCAGGGCCCAGGCCGGGGCCACACUGCUCUUCGGGCUGUGCUGGGGGCCCUACGUGGCCACCUUACUCCUGUCAGUCCAGGCCUAUGAGAGGCGCCCACCCCUGGGGUCUGGAACUCUGUUGUCCUUCAUCUCACUGGGCAGUGCCAGCGCAGCAGCCGUGCCCAUGGCCAUGGGUCUAGGUGACCAGCGUUAUACAGCCCCCUGGAGAGCGGCCGCCCAAAGGUGGCUUCGGGUGCUUCGGGGAAGAGCCUCAAGGGACAGUCCGGGCCCCAGCACUGCCUACCACACGAGCAGCCAAAGCAGCGUGGACCUGGACUUAAACUAGCAGUGGGGCCGCUGCUGAGUCCUAGAAGCAUCCACCCAUCUCGGCCAUGCCUUUCCCAGGUCCCCACCUCUCGGGGCAGAGACUCUGCCCCUAUUAAACCCCACCCAGGUGGAAUAAAACUUCUCUGGGUUUUUAA